This is a messenger RNA of Caenorhabditis briggsae, 918 nucleotides long. It is a transcript of the gene Cbr-try-5, whose product is annotated as Protein CBR-TRY-5. Lineage: Eukaryota; Metazoa; Nematoda; Chromadorea; Rhabditida; Rhabditidae. The record is from RefSeq and is a predicted model, not a curated record. Bases 1 to 918 code for a protein of 305 amino acids. The transcript has 6 exons. Gene Ontology annotation, biological process: proteolysis. Gene Ontology annotation, molecular function: serine-type endopeptidase activity.
AUGCUACAUCCGGAUAUAUGUGGUCGUCAGUCAACUUAUACCAGUUUUAUGUUGACCGAUGCUGAUGGUAACACUGGAAACCCAACUCAUCUUGCUCCAUGGGCUGCUCAAAUUCGGGUUCAAGCUGGAGGUGGUGACUAUGAAGUGAUAUGUGGGGGCACCUUGAUAACUGCUAAGCACGUUCUAACAGCUGCUCAUUGCUUCCAAAAGAAAUUUGGAGCUGUAAAACCAGGUGGAGAAGAGAAUAGUAUGUCUGGAAGAUACUGUGAAGAAAAUCAGAGAUUCACCGAUUCAGAAAUCUUGAAACGAACCCAGGUGACAGUGGGAGCAAUGUGUACCAGAAAGUCGGAAAAAUUCGGUUGUGUUAAUGAAAGACAGAAUGGAAUCACUCUCAAAGUGUCUAGAUUCAUAAUGGGAGAUUUCUACAAAACCCACUGUGAACAAGGAAACGAUAUUGUGAUUUUGGAAUUGGAGAGUACUGUAGAUGACGUGGAGGGUGCCAACUAUGCCUGUCUUCCAUUCCUACCGGAAACAAAAAUUCAGGAGGGGACCACUGUAACAUCUUUUGGAUGGGGAUCUGAUCCAGGGAAAGGCUUUGAUAACAGUGCAUUUCCAAUGAUUCAAGUGCUGACUCUAGUACCGGAAUCUCUGUCUACUUGCGAAGAUAACUGGGGAACAUCCGUUCCAUUCGAUUCGUUCUGUACUGCGGAAGAAGAAGACAAGAAUGUGUGCUCUGGGGACAGUGGAGGUGGUCUGACAUUUCAUCAAACUGAAUCGUCUCGUGAAUUCAUCAUCGCUAUCGUCUCAUAUGGAUCCGAUUGUGUUCAACUGAUCGGAGGCUCCGAACCAAGAUCCCAGAUCAACACUGACGUUCGAAAGCAUCAGAAGUUCAUUGUGGACUUCAUCAAUGGGGCUUGA